AAACUGUGAGUUGUCGUUGACAUGGAUUUAUCAAACAACCAUUUCUCAGGUAGUCUACCAAGCAGCAUUGGGGGUCUUACAAAUUUAGUUAAUCUCUCCUUGCAAAAUAAUAACUUUGAAGGCCCUAUUCCUAGUUCAUGUGGCAACUUGCUUAGCCUAGAACUUUUAGAUUUAUCAAACAACAAUCUGUCUGAAAUGAUUCCAAAGUCAUUGCAAGCACUUGUACACCUCAAGUAUCUAAAUUUGUCUUCCAAUAAACUCCAAGGAGAAAUUCCAAUGGGCGGGCCCUUCCAAAACUUCUCAGCUCAAUCAUUUGCUUCGAAUGGUUUACUUUGUGGCGUACCCCGACUGAAAGUUCCACCAUGCAAAAAAGGUACAGAACAACCGCAUUCAAGGAAAGCUGGAGCACCCAUCCUGAAAUAUAUUAUUCCAGGGGUCUUAUCAGCACUGCUCAUCGUGGCCGCUGUUUCAACGUUGAUAUUACGCAGGAAAAGGAAUGUGGAAGUUGGAAGGGAGAUGGUCUUGUCGCCUCAAUUUCAAUGGAGAAGAGUUUCACACCUGCAACUUGUAAGGGCGACAAAUGGAUUUAACGAAAACAGCUUACUUGGCAACGGGGGUUUUGGCUCCGUAUAUAAAGGAACACUUUCGGAUGGGAUGGAUGUUGCUGUAAAGGUUUUCAAUUUACAGAUAGAAGGGGCUUUCAAGAGUUUUGAUAGUGAAUGUGAAGUGAUAAGCAAUAUCCGUCACCGGAAUCUUGUCAAAAUCAUCAGUAGUUGCAGUCAAAUUGAUUUCAAAGCCCUGGUACUCCAGUACAUGCCUAAUGGGAGCCUUGAGAAGUGGUUGUAUUCUCAAAACUCUUCUUUGAAUAUCCUACAAAGGUUGAACAUAAUGAUAGAUGUCGCAUUGGCAUUGGAAUACCUUCACCAUGGUUAUUCGAUACCUGUUGUGCAUUGCGACAUGAAGCCAAGCAAUAUACUACUAGAUGAAGAUAUGGUUGCACAUGUUGCUGAUUUUGGCAUUGCGAAACUCUUGGGUGAAGGAGAUUCUUUCACACAAACCAUGACCCUAGCGACGAUCGGAUAUAUGGCUCCAGAGUAUGGCAUGGAUGGAAUUGUUUCCACAAAAGGGGAUGUGUACAGUUUUGGUAUUGUACUUAUGGAAACAUUCACAAAAAAGAAGCCAACAGAUGAGAUGUUUGCUGGGGAAAUGAAUUUAAAGCAAUGGAUUUCAAAUUCAUUAUUUCAAGAUGCAAUUGUUGAAGUUGUGGAUGCCAGCUUACUUCGAACGGAGGAAGAUCGUGAUUUUUCGAGCAAGAGGGAUUGUUUAUCGUCCAUUAUGAGAUUAGCUCUAGGUUGUUCUGCCGAAUUUCCGGAAGAGAGGGUUGGCAUGCGAGAUUCUGUAGCCACACUCAAUAAAAUCAAGAUUAAGUUUUUGAAGGCCAAUGGAGGAAAGUAAUAUCAAGAACUUGGUGAAAGUUGAGGAGGUGGAUGAAUUCCUUCACCAGCCUCAACCCUAACUUGGCUGCCAAGGAAACUCACCUCACCUCCCACCGGAGCGGAACUUUUACCUUUAUCUGGCUGAUGAAAGUGUGGUCGCAGCGCUGGAUUAGUUGUAAAGUUUCUCUUUCCGAUUUAUAUGCAUUUUCUUCUUCCUUUUUAUCACAAGAAUAGAAUGAUACCA
Molecule: messenger RNA, 1680 nt
Organism: Malus domestica (apple)
Lineage: Eukaryota; Viridiplantae; Streptophyta; Magnoliopsida; Rosales; Rosaceae
Product: probable LRR receptor-like serine/threonine-protein kinase At3g47570
Biological process (GO): protein phosphorylation
Molecular function (GO): protein kinase activity; ATP binding; protein binding
Source: RefSeq, a predicted model, not a curated record